Messenger RNA from Exserohilum turcica Et28A, 363 nucleotides. RefSeq lists its product as uncharacterized. Gene Ontology annotation, biological process: telomere capping. The coding region runs from base 1 to 363 and encodes 120 amino acids. Gene Ontology annotation, molecular function: single-stranded telomeric DNA binding. Gene Ontology annotation, cellular component: CST complex. The transcript has 2 exons. The record is from RefSeq and is a predicted model, not a curated record. NCBI's taxonomy places the organism in Eukaryota, Fungi, Ascomycota, Dothideomycetes, Pleosporales, Pleosporaceae.
AUGUCUGGCCCCGUUCCGUCGACGCUGGUGCUGUUGAGCGACCUCCCGCAAUGCGCUCCCGGCAGCAAAGUCCGCUUUCUGGGCUGUGUCGACGAGUACCUUGUGAAGACGGCAACCCUUCGCCUCACACACAACCAUCCCGUCUCGGCCUCGCCCGUUGUUGCGAACCUCGACAUUGAGCACGUGCUGGAGCGUGCAAAGCAGAGGGACGUGGAUGUGGGAACCUGGCUCAACGUCAUCGGCUACGUGCAGCAGAGAAAGGAGAAGGGUGUGUUUGUGCAAGCUGUUGCUAUGUGGGAUGCUGGGAACAUUGAUUUAGAGGUUUAUGCAAAGGCCCUUCAGGCGCGCAAGAGUGCGUCAUGA